Messenger RNA from Lachancea lanzarotensis, 897 nucleotides. It is a transcript of the gene TFB6, whose product is annotated as LALA0S14e00870g1_1. Gene Ontology annotation, cellular component: transcription factor TFIIH holo complex. Lineage: Eukaryota; Fungi; Ascomycota; Saccharomycetes; Saccharomycetales; Saccharomycetaceae. Bases 1 to 897 code for a protein of 298 amino acids. The transcript has a single exon. The record is from RefSeq and is a predicted model, not a curated record.
AUGUCUGCGAUGCUUACUCCAGAAACUCCCCAGCACACCGCUGCAAAUGAGGAGCUAGAUAUCAAUGAUAUUAAUGAACUAAACGAGAGCGAUAUUCAAGGACUCGAUUUAGAAGAGGAACGCGAUACCAGUGCAAGCGCUGUCAGCCAACCGACCCCGAAACGAGAAAGGUUAGAUGAAGAUCUAGAGAGUAACCUCGACUCACAUGAUCAUUUUAGACCUCGUGUGAAUGUCAGUUCACCGUUCUCAUCUGGAGUUGACAUGCGUAGAUAUGCACAUCGUGCUGAACAUGUCAAUCAACGUGCACUGUCAAUGUCACAGCAGUCAAAAUUUAUAUCGUAUUGCGAUGAAAAGUUAAUGGAAAUUCAGAGGAAAUUUGUACAAUCCCGAGGUCUAAACGAACAACAUGGUUACCAGGGUCUGGGACCGCUUUUGGAAGAUCUUAAAACAGUGCUGGAUUUUAUAUGGUAUUCCAUAGAGGGCCUUACUAACACGGAGUCACUUUUGAAGACUGACGUAAAUCUUAUGAGCCGCGAACAGUUUGCAGGCACGAAAUCUACAAGCUUUGGCCAGGUUUACUAUCUUAUACGUGUGGCGGACGAUUUUUUGGAUUAUUUGGCGACAUUUGAUAUUCGUGGCAUGAGCAGUGAUGAACAGCACAAAACUCUUUCAAAAGCAUUCAAAUUCAUCAUCAUUUUGGAUGUAUCAUUUGCACGGCUAUUGGAAGGUCUGGUACCAGGAAACACCAGGCUGAACGCCACUGAGACGGUGAGAAUUGCGGGUAUUGCAGAGCGCACAAGAACUGCUGUUCCACGCUAUCUAGAAGAACAGCAAGUUCACGGUUAUCAUUACGAGGUAAGCAAAAUUUAUGAGGAAACGUUAGAAAGGUGUGCUUAG